Messenger RNA from Pelmatolapia mariae (spotted tilapia), 772 nucleotides. RefSeq names its product ICOS ligand-like. The record is from RefSeq and is a predicted model, not a curated record. The transcript has 5 exons. Gene Ontology annotation, cellular component: external side of plasma membrane. NCBI's taxonomy places the organism in Eukaryota, Metazoa, Chordata, Actinopteri, Cichliformes, Cichlidae. Gene Ontology annotation, biological process: positive regulation of T cell proliferation; cellular response to lipopolysaccharide; T cell costimulation. Bases 32 to 772 code for a protein of 246 amino acids.
CAUUUACUGGCAGAACCAAAAUAAUAAUGAAAUGCUCCACUAUUACAGAAAUGGAAAGCAGGAUUUGGAACAUCAAAGCUUGUCAUUUAAAAACAGAACCAAAAUCUUUCCUGAUCAGUUACAAUCUGGAAACUUGUCCCUUAUCAUCGAUCCGCUGAUGCAUGAAGACAACCUGAAGUCCCUUAAAGUCGUUUUCUACGCAGGAGAAAUCAAGGACAAACUCUGCCAAACCAUGGUUCAUGUAGCAGCUAAUUUUAAGGAGCCAAACAUCAAGAUCAACCAAAAGAAGAUGACAGCAACUUGCACAACACAGGGGGGCUUUCCUGAACCUGAACUGGCAUGGAUUUCCACCGACCAUGAAGGACAUGAACGUGCACUGGAACCACCUGAUGUUCCGACCCUGCAGAUCCACGAGGAGGAAGACGGCACCUACAGCGUCAUCAGCACAGCCAACAUCACGGGGUCAAAGACGGUGACCUGCAACGUUUACAACCCAACUUCUAACAAGACUGUGGGAGCAACUGCAGACCUGCCUGCAGCUCCAAACCCUGAGUCCAAACAGGAGACAGAUGAGGUCCCCGGUGAAGGUCUGCCUGUGGCUGCAACGGCUGGGAUUGGAGUAUUUAUAGUACUCAUAGUACUUGUAGUACUCGCAGCCUUUGGCUACAAGAAAUAUCACCAACAGAGACAACGGAGGCCAAACGGUCCUGAGCCGUCAGCUGCUUAUCUUUCCAACGGUGCUUUGCUAGCAGAGAAUGGAGGUGUGUGCUAG